UUUAAUGAUAGCAAAGAAAGAAAUUCCUCUCUGAUGAUUAAGUAACAAUUAAUAAGUAGAAAUUUUAUAUUUUAUAUUAUCAAUUUAAUUUCAGUUUCGAUAUUAAUUUGAUGUAUGUACAUAUAAUAUACAGGGUGGUUGGUAACUGGUGGUACAAGCGGAAAGGGAGUGAUUUUACGCGAAAACAUAAGUCGGAAAUAUAGAAUAAAAACUUUCUUUUUAAUUUUUUUUUUCUUUUUUAAAUUUUUCCAUCGAAACAACGAUCUAUAGUGAGAUCCGUUAUAACGUACCGCACGUGUACCGAGCGAAAAUUCAAAGUCGAUUUUCUCGAAAACAAAGCCUCAAACGAAAAAUUUUUAUUCUAUAUUUUCGACUUCUUUUUUCGCGUAGAAUCAUCCCCUUUCCGCUUGUACCACCAGUUACCAACCACUCUGUAUAUACAUAUAUAUAUUUUUUUUAUAAUUAUUUCAUCUUUAUAUAUGUAUAUUGUAUUUUGCAAGAUUUAUAGAUAACAUCUUGACAAAUGCAAUUUGAAAUUUCGUAGAUAUAUCUUUUUACGGUUCAUAUUAGGUUAGAUUUUUGUCAGAUUAGGUUAAGUUAUUGUAUUAUCCACGUGGACUGCUUCUUGACAAUUAACAUGUCAGAACUACUACCAUUGCCACAAAAAAAAUAUUACAGACAACGUGCACACUCCAAUCCCAUAGCGGAUCACUGCUUAGAAUAUCCUAUCAAACCGGAUUUAAUGAAUUGGGGUUCAUUAUAUCCGUUUUAUUUUGUAACUAAUGAAGGAGAGUCCAAAGAACAGAAUCUUUCACAGAAAUGUGUUGAGUUUGUAGAUAUUGGUUGUGGCUAUGGAGGACUAUUAGUUACAUUGUCAUUAAUGUUUCCUGAAAAUUUAAUUCUUGGAAUGGAGAUUAGAGUAAAAGUGUCUGACUAUGUUAUGGAUCGUAUAGCUGCAUUAAGAUCACAAAAUCCAGGACAAUACCAAAACAUUGCAUGUCUGAGGACUAAUGCAAUGAAGUAUCUACCAAAUUACUUUCACAAAGGCCAGUUGAAGAAGAUGUUUUUCUUAUAUCCAGAUCCACAUUUUAAAAAGUCCAAGCAUAAAUGGAGGAUUAUAAAUAAGACACUUUUGGCAGAAUAUGCUUAUGUGUUAACUGAAGGAGCCAUUGUAUAUACAGUGACGGAUGUUAAAGACUUACAUGAAUGGAUAGUGAAACAUUUCCAUGAACAUCCAUUGUUUGACGAUGUUUCUAAAGAAGAAUUGGAUAAAGAUCCUAUUGUUGAAAAAUUAUAUGAAAGCACAGAAGAAGGUCAAAAGGUAACAAGAAAUAAAGGAGAUAAAUUUUUGGCUGUAUUUAAACGCAUUCCAGAUCCAUUUGAGAACAAAAUUAGUUGAUGCCAAAUACUUUAUGUACUUGUAUAUAAAUGGAGAUAUUUUUUUUGUAAUCAUUAUACAAAAGAUACCCUAAAUCCAGUCCUCAAAUAUUGGUAAUCCACAUCGUUAUUAUCUUCAUCAUUAGAUUCAUCAUGUCCUAAAAAAGGGUUAUUUAAAUAAAUGUUACUUUAGUUCUAAAAAAGAUUAAUAAAAAAUUUAUCUUUAAAAAUCGAAA
Molecule: messenger RNA, 1613 nt
Organism: Bombus huntii
Lineage: Eukaryota; Metazoa; Arthropoda; Insecta; Hymenoptera; Apidae
Product: tRNA (guanine-N(7)-)-methyltransferase
Exons: 6
Coding region: 638-1399 (253 amino acids)
Biological process (GO): RNA (guanine-N7)-methylation; tRNA methylation
Cellular component (GO): tRNA methyltransferase complex
Molecular function (GO): tRNA (guanine(46)-N7)-methyltransferase activity
Source: RefSeq, a predicted model, not a curated record